Protomyces lactucae-debilis is the source of this 258-nucleotide messenger RNA. RefSeq names its product synaptobrevin. Gene Ontology annotation, molecular function: SNAP receptor activity; syntaxin binding. Lineage: Eukaryota; Fungi; Ascomycota; Taphrinomycetes; Taphrinales; Protomycetaceae. The transcript has a single exon. Gene Ontology annotation, cellular component: plasma membrane; SNARE complex. Gene Ontology annotation, biological process: vesicle fusion; vesicle-mediated transport. The record is from RefSeq and is a predicted model, not a curated record. The annotation marks the transcript as partial.
AACAAGACUGCUGCCAUUCAAGCACAAAUCGAUGAUACCGUUGGGAUUAUGCGCGAGAACAUCAAUAAAGUCGCUGAACGGGGUGAACACCUCGAUACCUUGCAAGAUAAGACGGAUAACCUUGCUGUGAGUGCGCAGGGAUUCAGGCGCGGUGCGAACCGUGUUAGGAAGCAGAUGUGGUGGAAGGACUUUAGGGCGAGGAUGUGCCUGAUUGGCGGUGUGGUCAUCUUGCUCAUUGUCAUCAUUGUGCCAUCGGUU